Messenger RNA from Heteronotia binoei (common prickly gecko), 2384 nucleotides. It is a transcript of the gene PHACTR3, whose product is annotated as phosphatase and actin regulator 3. Lineage: Eukaryota; Metazoa; Chordata; Lepidosauria; Squamata; Gekkonidae. The coding region runs from base 1 to 1758 and encodes 585 amino acids. Gene Ontology annotation, molecular function: actin binding. The transcript is spliced from 13 exons. The record is from RefSeq and is a predicted model, not a curated record. Gene Ontology annotation, biological process: actin cytoskeleton organization.
AUGGCUGCAUCGGAAGAAGGCUCCGGUUGUUUUCUCCCCCGAGGCAGGUCGCAGAGUGACCCCAGCAUCCUCGGUGACAGCAUCGCCGGCCCCGCAGCUGGAGAGCGCCAAGAGGACAUGGAUCAGUCCCCUGCAGUGCGAUCCGAAUAUCUGGUCUCAGGGAUUCGAACUCCUCCCGUCCGAAGGAACAGCAAGCUUGCAACGCUGGGCAGGAUUUUCAAACCAUGGAAAUGGAGGAAAAAGAAAAAUGAGAAACUAAAGCAGACGUCAGCAGUGUUAGAGAAGAAGACAGCUGCCAGGCAAGGUCGGGACGAGCUAAUUAAGAAAGGCCUCCUGGAAAUUAUGGAAAAAGAUUCUGAAGUCAAAGCAUGCCCUGCUGACGGUGCCACCAGAGCAAUGCUGAGUGACCCUUCAUCCCCCUCAUGCCAGGCACUUACCUCAGAAGAGACGCAGCAGGAGCGUAGAUCAGCCACAGCCAAUGCCACCUCUCUUGGCGAGAAGCUGCAUUUGGAAGAGCUGAGAGAAGAUCCAGCCAAGAAGACGUCUGCUUCCCCAGACGAGCGAGAAAAUGCCAGCCUGCCAGCUUCCGAAGAGAAUCCACAAGCCUUACUUCUUUCUGAAUCCACAGAACCGCCCCAGAACCAGAUGGAAAGGAACCCCGCACAGCUCCCUAGCCCUCCUCCAUCGCUUCCAAUACCACCACCUAAGACUGUACCCAAAGUCUCAAAGAUUGUACCAGCAGGAAGUGAAGUAGAUGAGCCAGCCUUGAAAUCCCCUCCAUCCACCAUCUUGAAGAAUUAUGUCAUGGUUGGUUCCUCCCAACUCUCAGGACAAGCUGCUCCCUUCCAGCCCUCAGGCCAGAAAGUCUCCGAUCCCCACCUCAGAGGACAGCAUACGACGCCAACCGGCUCUCCUCACCUAGCUGCCGUCCACCUGCCUUUACCUCCCAGCCGAGUCAUCGAGGAACUUCACAGAGCUCUUGCCACCAAACAUCGGCAGGAUAGCUUUCACGGAAGGGAAAACAAAGGCUCUCCCAAAAAGCGAGUGGAUGUCCGCCCAUCGAGAACAUCCAGCAUAGAGCACAGCAAAGAGAAGGACACUUCGGUGAGCUACAGCAGUGAUCCAGAGAACAAGCGGAAUUCUGCAAAGGAGUCUGAUGAGAACAAAGAGAACCUGAUAAUGAACUCUGAAAUCAAGGAUGACUCUGUUUUUUAUCAGGAUGAAGAGGUUUUGAAUGACUCUAUAAUUUCUGGUACUUUGCCAAGAAAAUGCAAGAAAGAGUUGCUGGCAGUGAAAUUGCGGAACAGGCCAAGCAAACAGGAGCUGGAAGAUAGGAACAUUUUCCCAAGGAGAACUGAUGAAGAGAGACAGGAAAUCCGCCAGCAAAUUGAAAUGAAACUCUCCAAGAGACUGAGCCAAAGACCUGCUGUCGAGGAGCUAGAAAGAAGAAACAUUUUGAAACAAAGAAAUGACCAAACAGAACAGGAGGAAAGGAGAGAGAUAAAGCAGAGGCUGACCAGAAAGCUUAAUCAAAGGCCCACAGUUGAUGAACUAAGAGACAGAAAAAUCCUAAUACGAUUCAGUGAUUAUGUGGAAGUGGCAAAAGCACAGGAUUAUGACAGAAGAGCAGACAAGCCAUGGACACGGCUUUCGGCAGCAGACAAGGCAGCAAUUCGCAAAGAGCUAAACGAGUACAAAAGUAAUGAAAUGGAGGUGCAUGCAUCAAGCAAGCAUUUAACAAGAUUCCACAGGCCAUAGAGAUUUUCUUCUGAGAAGAAUUUGUCUACUUUUUUUGAUACCACUACUGAACGUGCAUUGGGGAAAGUACGAAGGUCUUUCCUUGAGGUUCAAUCUGUGACAAGUUGAUGUUUAAUGUGCAAGAAGGACUCUGCAGAUGAAAUCUCUGCAGCACACAUACUGAACGAGGAGGACCUACCAGAGGACGGCUUGCACCAGGGAGCUGAAACACCUGCGGGUUGGGAGGAUUCGUUGGGGGGAAAAAUGACCAGCAUCGAGCUGAUCAAAAGGAAACCUCUGCUGUCCUUGACUACAUGUUUUAAACUGUAUUGCGACAUAUCUUGGGAACGGAGAUGAUGUGCAUGUACAGGCUUGACCAUUCCAAGGCCUCUGACAUAACGGACAUGGCACACCAUCAUUCAGUAUUAUCAUGGUGACAAGACAUUUGGAACUUAUCACAAUUAAUUUGUAUAAAAAAAAAAACAGCACUUACGUUUCAUGUUCUACAAAAUGAUUUACUAUAUUAUUUCGUUCCUUUUUUUAUAUAUAAUGUCUAACAAAAACACAGCUGCGGCAUUUUUUUUCUGACUCCUGUUUAUUUCCCCCCUCCCCUUUUAAUUAAAUGAUUACUUACUGCAGAAAACAAA